This is a messenger RNA of Paramecium sonneborni, 983 nucleotides long. The record is from the annotation of a GenBank genome assembly. NCBI's taxonomy places the organism in Eukaryota, Ciliophora, Oligohymenophorea, Peniculida, Parameciidae.
AUGUUUUAAUUCAAAAAGAUAGCCAAAUUACCAUUAAUUCUAAUUUUAUGCGAAUGUGGAAGAGAGUUUCUAUAAGAAGAAAUGUAUUGUUGUCUAUCGUAAUUAUUAUUUGUUUAUCUUAGAUGUUAGAACAGUAUUUGUAGAUAUUGUACAUCAAAUGAAAUUUUUUGCUAUUAUUGUAGAAGUUGUGGAGAUGUCUAAAUUACAAGUGAAGCUUCCAACCUUACUAUAAGUUGUAGUUCUUGUUUUGAAUGUCCAAUUUGUAAAAAUGUAUUACGUAGGUAAGUAGAUACAGAAAAGAAUUAUGGAUUCAUAUGUUCAUAUUGCUUUUAUACAACAAGGACUAUUGGAGUUACAGAUCCAAAUUUUUAAUAAGUUUAUGCUAAAAUUAAUAAUGCUUAUAAAAAUGAAUAUGAAGCUGAAUAUAAGGAUUUUUAGGAAUAAUAUAAUCGAAUAAAAAGUAUUGAGAAUAAUAAUUUAAUCAUUAAAAAAUAAUAAAAAAAUAAACAUGUUUUAAAAUCAUUAACUUAAUCAUGUCCUAAAAGUGAUGCCUUAACUCAUUAUAGUAAUAGUGAAAUUGAAAAAAUUGCAAAAGAGAAAAACUUAAAAGUUAUUUUUUAAAGAUAUAAUUUAGAUUUGAAUAAUAAAUAAGUUUAAUUACAAGAUUUUAAUCCUAUAUAACAACCUCCAACAUAAUUACCAAUACCUUUAGGAUUAUNCAACUGUUGAUUUGACUGCUACUAAUGGUAUUUAAAUAUAUAUAUUAAUAAAUAGAAAAAAUUGAUUCCAUGGUUGAAUUUAGAGAUUAAAGAGCAGCUGAUUAAAAAUAAUACACUGCUGAAUUAGAAUUAGAGAACAAUACUUAUGCUGAAGAAACCGAUAUCUAUACCAACACUAAAAAUGAAUUCACCAGAGAAUUGGGAAUCAGUGAAUAAGCUUUAGCUCUUGUUUAAAGCGUAGAUUUCUCAAACAUUUAGGUUUGA